CAGUUCUUGUCAUAUUUUGCAUCUCGAUCUAAAUAAAAAAUGUCAAAGAUUAGUCAAUAGUCAUAUAAAAUGGGCGCUCCACAAAAUGUCACAUGCGCAUGUGUCAAAGACUGUAAACAGAGUGUGACUCCGCGCGUGUACCAAAUUUUUGUGACGUACUUCUGUGUCAAUUUAAACUCUGAGGUGCUAGAGAGAGUAAAGUUUGACUAUUUGUUCAGCCUGUGAGAACUCCUAUAUCCUAGUGCAACAUUUACACUAUGCUAGUGCAACAUUUACAGCACAUGCACCUGAGCUUUGAAUGGCAUGAGUGGUGUCGAUGAUAUUUUGGAGCUGAUGUGGGCAGAAAGAGGACCAUCACUUUGUUUCUUUUCUGGGCAUAGUGUUAAGCAUCCCAGAGCAGAUGCAGAUGUUGGCAAGACUUCUGGGUGAUUCUGUUCCUGGGCUUUGGUCACAGGCAGGCUAGGGGCAGCACACUGCCUCUUUACCUGCUUCUUUUUUUUUUUUGAGUAACUCUCCUUGCUCAUUGUGAGAACUGAGCCAAUGAGUUAUCCGUGGUAUGGACUUGGUGCGGCAACCAGCAUCCCUCCGCACGAAAACUCAUCUCAGAACGGUUCUCUGACACACUCUCCAGCCACCCUUGCUAGAGGGUCUGAUUCUCCGGGGAGCAGCCAACAUAUUGGUGUCCAGAGUGGGGGGUUCCCCCCUUCAUUUCCCACGCUCAGUGCCUCAAGCACCCAGCAGUCUGAUUCUCUCUCACAGUCUCCACAUGCCAUGUCGCAUCCCAGUCCAGGAACCUACCUCCCGCCCUUGGGGGCAGAAAACUCUUUCCAGCAGCAUUUGUAUUCAUCACAUAACCGCUUUGCUUCAUUCGGCAGUGAUGGUGUGCCAUCGGUAGACCAGAACUUUUCUCAGUUUGGCAUGACACCAUCUUCUAUGUCCUCCUUAUCUCAGUCAUAUGCUAUGCGAUCUCAGGCUUAUCCAUCUGUUGGUGGAUAUGGUGAAGGGGCCAGUCAGCAGGACCUGGCACGCUUCAAUGCAUACAGUUCAGCACCAUAUUCAACAGCAGGUUUUGAAAACUACUACAGUCACUUUGAUGGACGAUCUAUGACUGGGUCGAGUCAGUCACCAGACUCACAGCUUAUGAGUGCAGCUGAUCGACUCAUCAAACAAGAUCCCUUUGAAAAUGGCAUGCCACGGCCAGGGGCAAAUCCUUGGCAGUUUGCAGCAGACAGCAGGGAUGGACUUUACCUUGGUUCAGGUUAUACGCCUCCAGUUCCACCUUAUGGUGGUCCUCUGCCUCCAUUAUUCCACACCAACUCCCAUUACCGCCCAAUGAAUUACGAUGCACCUCAGAUGCCACCCCACUUCAAGCCAGAUCCUUCUGAUCCCUAUGCUAUUGGUUCACCAGGACUGGGCGGAUGUUUUUCUCCACAACAGCUGAUGUAUAGCAGCACAGGAAAAAAGUCUCCCAAAAAGAAAGAUUCAUCUCCAACUCCAAAGCCUCCAACAAACCCAUCAGACUCGCCUCCAGUGCCGAAUAAAGCAUCUCGUUACUUCUCAGAUCGUGGUAUUUUCAUGUUUGUUCCUCCAGAGUCGGGUCCCUCCAUGGGACCUUAUCCGGGUAUGCAUAUGAUCAGUAUAGCAGACAGAUACAUUCUGUGUCAGAAAGCCCUCUGCCAGAGGUUAGCAGAAGUGGAUUUACCUCCUAAAGUGACCUAUGUGUACAACCCUCUGGAGUAUGCCUUUGAGACUCACUAUAAGUUUGUCAAAAAGUACUACAAUUCUACAAAGAGGGUUCUCUUCCUUGGAAUGAACCCAGGUCCCUUUGGAAUGUCCCAGAAUGGAGUGCCCUUUGGAGAAUGCAACAUAGUGACUGACUGGAUGCAGAUUGAGGGUGAAGUACAGAAACCUAUUGUGGAGCAUCCCAAACGGCCUGUCAUGGGAAUGGAGUGCAAGCGUUCAGAGGUGUCUGGAGCCCGUUUCUGGGAGCUUUUUCGGAGGUUGUGUCCUACCCCAGAGAGUUUCUUUAACAACUGUGCCAUUCACAACCUCUGUCCGCUCGCCUUUAUGACUGAGACAGGUAAAAACGUGGCACCAUCAGACAUGCCAGUCAAGGUCCUUCGCCAGCUUGAUUCGUUGUGUGACACCACAUUUUUGGAGGUUGUGGCCCUGUUCAAAGUGGAGCAUGUAAUUACAGUGGGCAAGUAUGCAUACACCUGUGCCCAGAAAGCAUUGACUGCUGCCAAUGUUACUCAUGUGGCUCUUCACUGCAUGAUGCACCCAAGCCCUGCCAACCCAUCAGCCAAUAAGGGCUGGGCAGACAUCGCCGAAGGACAGUUACGAGAAUUUGGUGUGUACAACAUCAUUGCAGCCAACCCCCAGCCUCCACCCCAGGCCCAGCAACAACAGCAUCAGCAGCUGCCACAGCCACCUCAUCAUCAACAGCAGCAGCAGCAGCAACAGCAACAGCAGCAUCAGAACAUGCAUCACCCACACCCUCAUGCGAUGCAUAGCAGUCCUCAUCAGGCCUCUGCUCCACACAUGCAACACCCCCACCCUCAGUCACACCACAACCCACAUCCUCAUCACCACCACCAGCAACACUACCCAGUCCCUCAUGUUCUUCAAAGCACAGGUGGUGUGAACCCCCUUCCUGUGGGGCUAGGAAUGAGUGGAGGAGGGAGCGACAGUUUUGGGGAUGGAAAGAGGACUUACGAUGGUGUCGAUGGCAACCCCAGUCAAAAACGCAUGAAAUCGGACGAGGCUUGACUAAGUUUCAAAAGCAAUCUGUUCAGGUAUGUACGUUGCGCCUAUGCAGAGAAGAUGAUUGUCACUAAACUUGGCAUUGCACAGGUCUCAUCCUAGAGAAAAUUCUAAGUCCCAUGAUCUGUGAGAUGUUCUCCCUUGAGAUUUGUUUGACAAGGAGAUGUGAAAAGAGGUUUUACAUUGUGCUUGCCAGACUGCAGUGACAAUGUUCACUUGGACCAUUCAGCAUACACCAGUGCUAAACUUGUGGAGAAGUUUAUCUGUAAUAGAUCUGUGAGUGUAAUGUCAACUCUUAACAUUUUUUUCUUUUUUUUUUCUUUUUUUUUUUUUUUUCUUUGAGUGCUGCUUCCUGAGUAGUUUUAGAUACUUAAGAAGUCAGUCAAGGAUCAUAGAAACAGGGAGACAAACUUUUUUGUAAACAUUGAAGAUUAAGUCACGCUAUUGUUACAGCUGCACAGAGCUUAGGUCAAAUCCCCCCACCCUCAUGAAAAACAAGAGACCUCCUGUAUAUAACAGCACAGAUGUACUGCCAUCGUGGUCACAGCAAUUGGAUUUUUAAUAUUUGUGUUUACAUUUUUAUCUGUGAAGUACAAGUGGUACAAAGAAUACAAGUGGUUUGUCUGUCGGCAGCCAUGGGCUCAGCAUACAUAUAUAAAAUCAAAAUUAAGGGAAUUAUUUUCAUGGCAGUCUGUAAAUUGGCUCUACAAAGCAUAUUUGUCUCCCUUUAUAUCAGAGCACUCCUAUUCUGACAGCAUGAGCACGUAAAAUCCCAUGUCUGUGCUUCUUGUCAGACAUUAUUUCACACCUAUGAGUCAGUCUUUCUUCAUACCUCUUCAAUGAAUUAAGAAUUUGCAUUGCGAACACUACACCUGUUUCUUUUCAUCAGGGACUAUGGCCACGUAUUGACCGAGUAGCUUGUCAGUGUCAUGAUGCACAUGCAUUUUUCUCAGGAAGAAAAUGGGACUCAGAUUAGUCAGAGCAUAAAAUCUGAACAUUUGAACUUUACUGCUUGAAUUAAAGCAGGACUAGGGUAUGAUGUCUCAGCAUAUCUGAGCCAGUACAUGGCUGAUGGACAUGUGAAACAGAAUUCGUUUGCUUUCUGCCAUAUUGGUCAGAGUGCAGCAACCAGUAAAUGUUGUGGAAAUGAUGUCUUUUGGCAGUACAUUUCUGCAUUUCCUUCAAAAGCUCAUAGAAUGUAAACAGUUAAGAAGAAAAUUACAGUUAAAGCCUUAGAAACCACUUUUUAUGAAAGGUAUCUGCUAUACUUCUUAUCUGUUUGAAUUGUCUGGUGUAGCUUCAUUUGAAUAUCUGGUAGAUUUUCUCUCUAAUUGGCAUCUGACAUUGCUGUUAUUAGAGUAUCACUUAAACAAGAUUCUUGUGUUGGUAGAUUUAAGCCAGGCAGCUGCAAGUGUCUUCAGAGGUAUAUAUUAUAUUGCCUUAUGAUGUAUUAUUUUAUAUUUCCCAGUUCUUUGUGAGCUGCCUGUAUUUAACUGGAAAUGUCAGUUCAUUUAUUAAAGAAGCUCCAGAAACAAGCAUUUGUGAGGAGAGGUAACGAAAUAAAAUGUUUCUGAAAUGGCUGCAAACCAGGAAAACAUCAGAAAGGCCAGGCAAAAAAAUAACCUUGUACUCCUGCAUUAGAUCUUCAGGGUGAUAUGCCAUCAAGCCACAUGAGAUAUUUCCUGGUUCCUGUACCAGUGCCAGUAUGUCUGUCCAUAUUGAGGGCAAUAACAAUCUUCAGCUAUGCAUGUAGACAACAUGUAGAUAUGGUUUUCUUUCAAAGUUUGGCUUAUUUGAGCCUGAUGAAUUGACAGGGGAAAAAACUUUAAUUAGACAAGUGUAUAAUUCAGACUUUAUUUAACAGCAGAAUGCUUUCAUGCAGUAUACACAUACACAGAGGUAGCAGAUAUACUAAUGACAUUUUACACCUUGCAAGGAGAGGCCAUCUUUCUGCAGCCUUAGAAAAUAUUGCCCUUUUUAUGACAUAAAAAUUGUUAUAGCUCGUGUUUACUAUUUUAAACUUUGUCAUAAGCUCAUUUGUAGACUGAAGAUGAAAGUCAGAGUAAUGAAAAGACUGUCCAUUAAUAUCGUGUUUUUUUUUUCCUAAAAAUUUUAUCUAGAUGCACAUAUUUUUAUGGUUUUAAACAAAUGCAUCUGCAUGAUGAGACUAUUAUUAUACAUCACUCUAUCACUAGUAUCAUUUAUCCCAACAUUAGUCAAUGACGAGGUGUUUAGACUGCACCAAUCCUUCUUCACUAAUGCCAUGGAAAUCCUCGUUACAAUUGAUGAACAAUCUAGAGCUAUACUUUCAUUGGCUCAGCAAUACCAAAUUUCAUCUAUGACUGUUGCAAUCCAUUGUUUUUGUAAAGAUAUGGCAGUUACUACACUGUCUGUCUCUUCAUGCAUCAAAAUUCAUUCGAAGCACCAGUUGAUGUUUCAGCAUUUCAAGGACAAGCCACGUUGGACCUGCACUGCAUUAAUCUGUUCAGAGAAAGGGCCACAAAUUUCGUCGCUAUUGAAAAAUGUAUACAUGUAGUGCGUGAAUAUACAUGUUGUGUGACGCGUGUACUUUUUGUGCCGAGGCUUGACUUUUUUUGUUAAGAUGAAAUAUAUUGUGAGUAGAUUUUAUUGGUAUGCCUAUAUUGACCACAUUAAUUUGAAUUUUUACUUUUUGAAUGAUAGAUAAUUUGUUUAUUAUAUCUUUACCAGAUUGCUUUAGAUCUGUUAGAUAUAUACAUGAAAAUAUAUGAUUAUAUAUAAAUAUAUCUUCAACUAUAUUUCAUGCAUAGGUCUUACAUAUGCCAAUUGGAAGCAGAACCCUGGUCAUGGAGGCAAACUGAUCUUGGUUAUUGAUGCCAUUGCUAAAUUAGUUAUGCAUUAUUGACUUCAGUCUCUGUGUUGGCAUCAGGACCAAGUAUUGAAGUUUUUUUGUGCGUGUCAUUGAAUUUUUUUCUUCUCACCUAUCCCCACUGUCUUCCUUUUACUUCAUGGAUCAUUUUCCUUGAUUAAGUAUGAGCUAGGUCUGGCUUUCAGGAGGGGGGAGAGAGUGUGUCCAUAAGAGAGAGAAAGAAAAGAACGAGUGAGUGAGUUGCAAAAGUAUCUAGCAAUGGUCUUCUGUGUCAGAUGCAAAAGGCAGCUUAGAUCUCACAAGUCCAGAUUAUUUUCUAUUCCUGUGGUACAGAAUCUGCCAUGCAAAGGGUCUUUUAAAGUGUUAAAGACUUGCUAAACUAUAAACUGGUCAAUCGUUAAAGAGGUUUGUGUAUUUUCUGAAAGGGUUUUUUGUUGUUGGCAAUUAUUACAUCCAAUUUGUUAUGUAAGUAGUGCAUUUCUAUUUUGUUUCAUUGAGUCAGCACCUUUGCCGCCACAACCACCACAUCUAGAAUAUUACCCAUCUCUACUUGCCUCUUUUUUUUUUGUGUGUCCAUGUGCCCCACUCAUUCCCUCAGCACAUUUUUUGCAUGAUCCUGCAAGUCAUUUGAUUAAAGCAGUUGAUUUUUAUCACAGUGUAGCCUUUUCUGAGGCAGGCCACAUUGUGUCUAUCAUGGUAGCAUCACUUGGACAGCAUUUGAUUUUUUUCAGAUGCUGAUAUGCAGAUAAUGAACAGUUGCAUGAUCAUUUCACUCGCAGAAGUGUUUGUGUCCAGUCUGUGUUAUCUUUAUCUUUUGAGUUUCUUUUUUUUUUUGUGCACUGGUUGUGUUUCAUUUAUGGCUUUCAUUGCAUUUUAUAGCCAUGUUCUUGUGGUCUUAUUUUUGACAGGCAAUUUCAGAGAUAUAUGUAUAUAUAUAUGAAGCAAAGAUCUGCCCAGAAAAUGUCUGUAAUGUUUUUCCCAUUCUUUUUCUGGUUAAGGGUAGUGUACAUAUUUAAUUUACAAAGUUUACAAUGGGUAAGAUACAGUGUCUCUUCUCUGUUCUUUUCCAUUUUUGGAUGUAUAGUGAUAUUUUUUCAGAAAUUUAUCACUUUAACAAAACAGUCCCACAAUGCCUGUUGCAAUAAAGUAUUGGUGCGAAGUGUAACUGGAAAGUGGGGAGGGGGGAGCAGUGAGUGUGUAUGAGAGAAAGAGAGAGAUUAGCAUAAAUACAGAACUAUUUUAUCAUAAAAUUCUGUAUGGAUGGACAUGCACUUGUGGAAUUCCAUUUAUCUUUGGGUUCAGGAUAUUUGCACAAUUUGUCGAUAGGAUUACUGUCCUCAGUUUUUAUGUAACUGAAAGCGUGUCUAGUUUAAACUGAAUUUUACUUGUAACAGUCUCAAGUUUUUACUAAAAUGUUGCACAUGAAAAAACAUUUUUUUUUUUAGGUAAGGUCUAUUACUGAUGCAGUUUUUACAGUUUUCAUCGUUUAUGGUGGAAUAUGGUCUACCCAUCAACACAGAGCCAUGCUUGGAGUCUCUUUCAAGGUGAUGCAUGGUCUGAAUAAUGUAACCGACAGAAGCACUUAGCAACAGAUCAGUUACAUGUUAUCAACAACAGUUUUUGGUUGGUUGCUAAUCUGAUUUGUUUUCUUUUCUGGUUAGUCUUUGUGAAACAGACUGCACCUGACAGAUUUGUGAGCAUGGAUGUAUGUCAGCAACAGAUUUAUGCUUCCUAUUCUUCUUCCAGAUUUAGCUGAAACUGUUUUCCCAGGUUGUUCUGAGCUUGGUUUUCUCCGCAGCAGGGUCCACUUUUUGUUUGUACUUUAGUCAUGAACAGCACUGUAUAUGCAGCACAUAAGAAAUGACAAGCAUUAUUCUGUGAAAGGAAAAAAAGUCAAAACAAAAACUUUGUGCACUUUGUGAACCUAUCUUUAUAUGCUAGCUUGAUCUCAGAGUUUUCUCAGAUUAACAGAUUUCACAGCUUUUGCUGUUUCUUGACACUUUCAUGAUGCAACUUUUAGGUUUGAAAUUAUUUUGACAUUUUCCCCCAUCCUUCACCGAUGGUCCGUUGAUGUUUUUAUUGUUUUUAAUCUCCAGUCAGGUUCACAUGAGCACAAAACUUGAGUUCACACAAAAAAAUGUUUUGCUAUUUUUUAAUUAACAGCUGUUGAUUUAAUGAAGAUGUUUGUGACUAAACUUGCUGGCAAAGAGUUGAGAUUCUGAUCAGCUAUGGCUUCCAUACUUGUUAUAUUUUGCUUUUAUUCCACAGUGAAGAGAUGCUGGUUUGGCCUUCUUCCUUAAUGCUUAUGUUUCCAAAACCACUGUUACAGUGUGAUAAGUUAUCUUAAAUUCGGGAAGUUUUUGUUUUAUUUUAUUUAUUUAUUUAUUUUUUUGUGGCAGAUGCUCACAGAAUGUAGACCCCAAAUCCAAAGUUUGAUUUAAAUGACAGUAGCCUGAAAAAUGUUGACUAGCUUCAAGCACAUAGUGUAUUGGGACCAACCCAUUGGCUGUGACCAGACUAGUAACUAGAUGUUGAUCAGGGCACACAGAAGCUACUUAUCCAGAAGUUAUCAAAGUCAUGUUGCAGGUGAAGCGAGCCAGUGUUUUCCUCGAAUAUUCUUUGUUGGGAACACUGUCAUCUUUACAAGCUUUAGCCGUAUGAGAUAUUUUGUAGGCUAAUUUUAAAAUAGUAUAGUAUCAAUAUUUGCCUUAUUUUGAGAAAAACAAUGCUGUCUGUAGUUCAAGGAUAUUUAUUUUCUUCUCCUGGAGAGCUUCAUUUAAAGAUUUUUGUAAUAGGCUUGAAAUAAGACAUUUUUUAAGGACUGCAUCUAUUUUUAUUGCCCUUUGGUAAUGGGGUUUGGUUUGUAGAGUAUAGAUGUAGUGUCGAUAGUCGAAUGCAAUCUACAGAAACAGGCUGUUAGAAUUGCUAUAGGCUACAUUUAACACAGCAAUGUUUACCACAGAUAUUAUUUAUUAUUUAUGAAUUAAUAUUAUUUAAUAUUGGUAAAUGAUUAGUUUUAAUGUGCUUUUUGUAACAUACUGCCAAAAAGCUGUUGAGUUUAGCUGCUGCUUUUGCAAUUUGAGACUACGAAUAUGACCACCAGCAGGAGCCAUGCCUUUUUUUUUUCAACUUUGAAUUCUUUUCUGUCCAGCCUUCCCUACCCCCAACACAGUCCCAGAUCAGAUUAGUGGUUCAUUACCAUCUGCUUGUUGCAAUCCUAAAAUCUUCCAGCAGCAUUUCGAGUUGAGGCAUGACAUAUCCAAAAGUAAUGUAUUUUCACUUUCUUAACAAUUUAAAUGAUUUGGCACUGAACACACAGCUGCACAUUUACUUUUCUUUGUGGUGUUUUUUUCUCCUGGGAGAAGAGGUUGUAUGGGCAGGUCUUAAGUUGUUUUCUAUUUAAUUAUUAUUAUUUUUUUGUGGGGGAGGUUUGAGGGGAGAUGUUUUGUAAACUCCACAGAUGUUCUGCAUACAAAUCAUUGGCAGUUUGCACAAUUUUUGUGGUCAUCUUAAAAGCAUUGUCAUCUGUUUCCGUCAGCAGUAUUUCAGCAGUCUUGUGUGCUUGUGGUUUAGUCAAAAUAAAUACAUUGUAAUCCUGUUAGUAAUUCUGAGACACUGCAAGUUCUAAUUGAUAGUUACAACACGUCACUGUUGACAGUUAUUACACUUUGUAUCAUUUCCUAGACACUUUAUGUAUUUUUUUGUUUCUUUUCACAUGACAUGACUGUGAGUUGUAAAGCUGUUGCAAAUAGUAAUUUUAUUCUUUGAAACACGAGACAAGCAGGGUAUCUUUCUUCUGUCUCUCAGAUCGGUAAGUGUUGUGAGAAAUCCAGAGAACAUUUGAGCAUGAAAGCCUGCAGGUUUGGGUGUGGGUAUGGAUAUGCACAUGUGAAGUUGUGCCGAUAUGGAUGAUUGUGCAUGUUUGUAUGUGCGUAUGCACCCCUUGCGUGUAAGAGAGAGGGGGAGAGACCAUUAGCUUUAUGAAUUCCAUGUUGUGUGAGUAAAUCAUGCCUAUGACAUUAUUGCAUUCAAGAAUGUUUUUGUGCUUUGUAUCAUGUGUACAAUCACGAACUAUACUGUAGCCUGAUAGUGGUGAUGUAUAUGCUAUUGUGGUAUGUAGUAGUUUCAUUAUGGUUUUCAUGUCUUUACUGCCUGUCUGAUUGUAUGGCUGUCUCAUUUCUGUAGAACAUGGUAACAUUCUCAGUUGAGUAUUUCUUUGGUUGUGAUUCUCAUUCUAUAUAUAUAUAUAGCCUUGUCCUCAUGCUGGGAAUGUCUAUUUCACAUUGUAAAAUAAAGCCUCACUCAGCAAUAUGAUAAGUACCCUUUAUUUUCUUCCGAUGAAAGAACAAACAUUUCUUUUUCUGAAUUGUCCUGUCGUUUAUGCAUGGUGAUCAUAUUUGUGGGUGAAGCACAAGCAGAAAUAAUUGUUGGAAAAAUCAUGCUAAAGAAAUACUCCUUUUUGACAGCCUUUACCAUUAGUAGGGAGGUUUGUUUUUCGUAAAUAUAUUUUGCACUGUGUCAUAAGGAGGAAAUGUCUGUAUUGUGUGUGGUUUUUUUUUUUUUUUAUUUUUUGGACAAAUUUCUGUGAUCUUUGGUCCAAAAAUCAUCAAAUUCAUGAACAGUUUUGUUUUUGUUGCUGACUUAAUAAUGUAAUUUGUUCAGAUGUGACUCCGACAUGUUGCGUCUAUGUACUUUCCAUGAUCACUCAAUGGUAGGGCUCCAUCUUUUCACAAAACAAUGUUCCUCCGUUUUCUUUUAUUUAUUUUAUAUUUUUUUGUCGUUUAAGUUUGUUUCGAGUGAAUUUUGGACGGUUAUUAUUAAUUCCUUUUCAAAGUCUUCCCAAACGUGUCAUUUUUUGAAAAGUCAUCCAGCAUUGUUUCAUUACAAAUUGAUGGCUUGUUCAUUUUGUAUCCUGUCUGUCCCAUUUUUAUCGGUCAUAAAAAAAAACACCAGAAGCAACCUCAAACAUAUUGCUAUAUACAAACCACAGGUUUCUGUCUCACAGUUAGAUGUCAAAGUUUGAUAUCACCGUGCCACGUGUCUCGGAAGUAGAUGCUCGUCUUCAUGCUGGCACACAUGUUCCUGGAGAGGAGGAGGAGUGGACGCUUCUCUCGCGGGUGAACUGGGUUCCGCGAUGGCUCGCUUACUUAAUCGCAGCGUUUGGCAGCAGCAAGCGCGGGCCGCGCGGGUGUGCACUGCGGUGCGCGUGCGGCGAGAAGGGAAGGCGCACACCUCGGGUAUCCUGCGCGUGCCAUGGACAAACGUGUUCUCUCGCCUGCCAAUGUAUAUUUUUGUGAUCACACAGAUCGUCUCAGCGCAGGGUUGUUCAGUUGAACCGCAUGGUCUGCAAGUGUCAUGUUCACACUGUCCGUUUACAUGUUCAUCACAAAACUGAUACGAGUUCGCUUAUUGUACAGAUGUUGCUAUCCUGAUGUUUUGGUUUGGACAAGAUAUGUGCUGUCUCUCUCUCACACACAUACACACUACUUAAUAGCUGGAACCUUGUGGUGGCCUAAGUAUUUAGAUGUCCUCGCAGCUGGAAGGGAAACAGAAGAAGAAAAGAUGAGGAGUAUAGACAGCGGUUCGUAUGUGGAAAAUAUUUCGCGGGUUGAAUUUCAUGCGAGGAAAUUUGAUUCGGCAAAAGAUUCUAACUGAGGGGGUUUCAGGAUUUUCAAAACUGGUCGUAAAAGAUUGGUUUCUUAGUCAUAGUGACAUUCAAGGGGGGGAACAAUUAAGUCUUUCUGUUGUAUUGAAAGGACCAGCGGAAGCAGAGCCUUAAACCUUGAUUAUUGUGCAGUCCGCCUUCGUUUAUGAUUGCAUCGUUUUUAAAAUUGUGUUAAAAGUUUACGAAGAAGAAAUGCCAGUAUGUUUCUUUUGUUAGCUCAAAAGUCUUUUUUGCAGAUAUUAUGUUGGCUGUGCUGCGUCCCCCAACUUUUUCUUUCCUUACAGGAGAAGCGUGUGGAGAAUUGUGGAACAGAGGACAUGUGGAACCGGCAAAGAGUCGCAUCUUGUUUGGAUGGAGGUUAACUCUGCAGUUCGUCCUCGUGCCGACCCCACGUGGUCAGCGUGUAGGGCGGGUUUAGAAGCAAGCUUUUCAUAUCAUAGGGCGAGGCAGCGAGUAGCCUGUUAUUUUCUACAGAAUGGUUUAUUGCAACCUGUUGCCGACCAACUUCUCAUUUCCUUGAACAGAUCGGCCCUGUGCGACUACAGCAGCGAGAGGUCUUUUGUCCACCUUGAGUUUCUGACACCCCUAUGCCAAAGGCAGACUACUUCUCCCCACCUCCAACCUUUCACAUGCUUUUGUUUUGUUUUCGGUUGUUUUUUUUUUUAGAAAUCCAAAGAUUUGUGUUUAAAAUGUGUUUUAUAUUUUCGUGUUGUAGAUCAGAGACCAAAGACAAUUAUGUGACCAAUUUCAGAGUUAAAAAAAAACAAUUAAGAAAUGAGACUUAUUUCCUUUGGGGCUUUUCCUUGAAGUUUUAGAGAAUGUACUUGUGUUCAAAGCCUGUCCUAUUCUUAUCACUGUAUUUUUUUUAUAUUACGAAGGAAGAUGAGAAAUAUACGCACAUUGCGUACACUUUUAAAGCUGAUGGUGUUGUUAUAAUGACUGAAAAUUCACUUUCAUCAGUUUUGAUAACACAUCACGUUUAUACCUAUGGCUAGAUCAUCGUCAUUCUCGGACACGAGGUGAACGUUGACUAUGAUGCCAAAGAAAAAAUAUAUUGUCAUCUGUUGAGGACAUGUGACCUUUUGCGAGAAGCCCUCGUUAAGGAAUGUGCCAGCAAGUCUGGGCAAAAGACUUUUGUUCUCCCAAGAAGUACGUGGAAGGCAUUUUGCAACUAUUUUGAAAAAAAAAAUUAGAUAAAGGGUGUAGAUGAACAUUCUUUAACAUAAAAAAUUGCUAACAUGUUUGGGUGUUUGCUUAUCGAAGUUUAUGUGUGCUCUUUCUAGAGUUGUAGUAAAGAAACAACCUCUCAGAAUUAGUUUGAUCAUUACUGUUAGAACCAAAUCUUUACAUAUGUAAUGUUUCUGACUUCAUAACAAUAAACGAUCUUUUCUCA
Pomacea canaliculata is the source of this 12669-nucleotide messenger RNA. RefSeq lists its product as uncharacterized. Gene Ontology annotation, biological process: base-excision repair. NCBI's taxonomy places the organism in Eukaryota, Metazoa, Mollusca, Gastropoda, Architaenioglossa, Ampullariidae. The record is from RefSeq and is a predicted model, not a curated record. Gene Ontology annotation, molecular function: oxidized pyrimidine nucleobase lesion DNA N-glycosylase activity; single-strand selective uracil DNA N-glycosylase activity. The coding region runs from base 541 to 2769 and encodes 742 amino acids. The transcript is spliced from 5 exons.